This is a messenger RNA of Acanthoscelides obtectus, 10055 nucleotides long. Lineage: Eukaryota; Metazoa; Arthropoda; Insecta; Coleoptera; Chrysomelidae. The record is from the annotation of a GenBank genome assembly.
CGUCAAUAAUGUCAGACUGACGUAUAUUGAAUUUUGCCCAGAAGUAUCUUUGACAUUUGGGUUGUGCAUUAUCUGAAUUUUUUAUAAGAAAAAGAUUCUAAUUUCUAGAUGAAAGAUGACUUACAAGAAAAAUAUACAUAAAACUGAUAAUUACUGUAAAUACCACUCUGGCAAAGAUAUCAGAGCAUAACCAGCUUAUAGUUAACUGGACAAUAGACGUGCAGUUAUGUGCAACUCAGAAAUAUUAGUUUAUCAACAGGAUAGUUUUUCUCAAGAUGGUGCUCAAAGAAAAAAGAAUAUAUCUCUAAAGCACGCAUAACGAAAAUGUUAGAGGAACAACAAAUGGGUUCUCAGACGUUAGAAAUACUCAGGCAGGGUGUUUGGGCCUCCUUCACUGGAGGGUGGUUCUAUGAUCCACACCAGGAUGUUUUUUGCAACACCUUUCACUUGUACACUUGGCUGUUCCUUUUAGGAUUUCCAUUCGUUAUAUAUGUGUAUUUUCCUCCUGCCUCUUUCAUUUGGUGUUUCUACUGUGCGGCAGUAACAGUGGCACUAGCGUGUAUAAAACUAGUUAAUUUUGGACUUCAUCAUAUGUAUGAUACAUCAGAAUGUUUUCAAGAAGAAGUAGAUGGCUGGGACUGCAAAAAAAGGGAGGAUGAAGGUAUUGAAAUGCAAGUUCUUUCGAACAAAACAAGUCUACCAUCGUCUUCAGGUUUGAGACCUGCUAUGUAUUCAGAAGGUAACAUACAUACUAGUCAAAUAACAGAUGCAGAGAGUUUAGAGUCGACUGAAUUUAGACAGCUAGAGGUUACUGAGGGUGGUAAAAUGGCUAGCAGCAGAAUAGCUUUUUUAGAUUUAAAAGCAGAGGUUCACCGAAAGAACUCAUCUGGAAGUAGUGAAGAUACAGAUACCCCACCGAUAGAAGAAGCUCACACUCAUAGUGAACGUAUGACAUCUAAGCAGCAAAGAGCAAAACAUCAGCGAUCCAAAACUGAUGGAUUUGUGACAUUUACUAUUAAGGAUGAGACGAGUACUAAUUCUGCUUUUUGCAAAUUGUAUCCUAAGGGAAGCAUCGAUUCUCAAGAGAGCGGCCUUCUCCAUCAAAGACCUUCUCUGCAAAGCAUGGGUUCCGAGCAAAGCACCUCGCAAUACAUGGAGGGCGGCAGGAGGCAUUCAAACUUCACCAACAGCAGCCUCAGCUACUUGCCGUCUACCGUUCAAACGGAAAUUAAACCGACGGGGUCGUUGGAACUGGGCAUUAUCGACAAGAACCCCAAUCAGGCCCUCACCUCUGAAGGCUUCUACUUCAAGUCGGACGGUCGCAGUGCAGGCGUACGUCGCAUACGCUCCUCAGUGUUGGAGACUUGUUGUCCGGCUCCUUCGAUGGCUAUACAUCCGAACAGCACUGAAAUGGUCGGCAGUAAGGGUGCCCGCAACCCAUUACCUCCGCCAAGUACCAGCCUGACUCGGAACCAACAUCUCAAUUUAUGCCCCUACUAUGGUUCGGAGAUCGUGUACCCCAUUGCCGAGCAGUCCGAUGAACAUCAGACCUCGCACGGUCCUGACACUGACAUGGAGUCUUUGACUCACGUCUCUGAUUCGGAUUUUGAAGAGAACAAUCAAGGAAGUCACUCUCCUCUACUGUACAUAAAGCUGAAAAAAUUGAAAAACGUGCCUUACAACGAAAAGCAUCAAUCAAAACCGUCGCCAAAGCUAGCGGAUGAAGAGAGAACCAGCGCUACAUCCAAAGAUGCCUUGUUAGAUAAUGAUAAUUCAAAUUCUAGCAUCACUGCCGAUAUGCAGGAUGCACAUGGAGACUGCUACAAUACUGACAACGACGUCAGUGACAAGAAGCUGAGCGAGUGUUCAAAUCUUUCGUGCAGCAAUACUAGCGUGGAAUGUGAGGAGAGGGCAAUCGAAAAACGGACAAAAACUAGGCCUAAGCACAGUGAAAAGCUGACCAGAAUCAAACACAGCGAUGAACCCGACUAUAAACUGUGUGAGAGCGUCCAACCUGAAAAACCUGAAAGCAACGAAUGCACGAUAGUUAGAAAAAGAAACAUUCGGAGGAAUAGGAGAAGAAGAGGUAAUGCGAGAAAGGCGGGGGACGGAGGGAAUUUUUCUAGUCUAGCUGAAUUAGAUUUGGAUUGGUUAUUCGAAGAGAAUCAUGGAUUGCAGCAUAGAAAAGAGCCUCUGAAGCGUGAAACUGAAUGGUCGAGUGCGACAACAGUAUCCCUGGAGCACGACGUGAGCAAAGUUCUACAGGAAACGGUACCCGCCGCCAGGAGUUUGGGCGCCAUUCCGAAGAAGAGUCGCGCUUCGACGAGCCAUGACGUUCAAGGCAGCAAAAGGCCACCUAGAAGCGAGUCUGAAAAAUGCAGCAUAUGCAGAUGCAAGCCGUUGAGGAAAGAAGAACGUAGGCGGGAAAGACAUGCUAUGAAGGAGAAUAAGGUAACACAAACUCUAAGGCAGACUGAUAGUCCUAGUCCAAUAGAAGGCUUGGAGUGCAUAGUAUACGCAACGCCAAAAAUAGUAAAAUCCAGCUCGUCCAAGAGGGGUUCAACAAGUAAAGAGAGCAAACAUGAACAAGCAAGAAAUGAAGAAGCCUCAUCCAGUGGUUCAAAUAAUGAACUCAGCAGUCUCCUUCCAGCAGCUCCUUUACUUUCAGCUUUUUUAAACAGCAGAAGGGAGAUUCCAUUGUCCAUAUCGGGUCCCGUGGCUGAGAUUGUUCUUCCAGAUCGACCUGUCAAUAGGGUGAGACUGAAACGAAUAAACCGACUGAAUCGUCGUUUAACUAGUCAAAUAUCAAAGAAAGACUGUGCAAUCGCCAGUUCCCUCUCUGCUGGUUACGGGACCCAUAGUGCGAAGAACUUCAAUGAUACCAGCGAUGGAGCCGUACAUUGCUUUUUAGAUGAACAUAACAACUGGAUUACGUAUACUUUCGAUGAAAAACGUGGUGGAACAGCUAAUAGUUUCCAUGAAGAUAGAGAAAGUGGCGACAAAGUUACUUUACGGCGAAGACAAAGCGAUACAGCUGCAACAAGUAAGAGUAACAAAUGCGCAGUAGAUCCUUGGGAUAGCAACAGUACUGAUUCUGUUUGCAACAGUUCUGUUUCAACUAUAUUGGAUGUGGCUGUGCGGAAGUCCACUGUAACGUCGAAUGCGAGUAGUCUGAACGCACCAAUCGAACAAGCUAGCAGAUUGCACCGUUCCAUGGGAGAAUCAAGUAGACGACAAACAGAUCAUAUAGAAAACAUCAUCGUAGAUAUGAACAUAUCUCGAAUAGAUACUGAAGGAGAGGAAAAAUGUCUGCACAACCGUUUCAAGAUCAUCCAACCCGCCGAUGCAAUCAAUAACAACUUCCCGCGUAUCAACAACUACUACAAGUUGAAAAUAUCACCCUGGUCAUACGUCAAGGUCACUCUGGAUAGACUAAAACUACUCGCAUUGCUGGACAGAAACCUCACAUUGGGUGAAACGAUACUGUCUGUUAUCCUCGGUAGUAUGGUGGCUAUUUUAGGAGCCGCCUUGCUGCAUGGAAACUUCUAUUAUGACAUGUUAGCAUUUAUCCUGUGUCUCGUGAUCGCGAGCUGUCAGUAUUCAUUGCUGAAGAGCGUUCAACCAGAUGCAGCAUCCCCAACUCAUGGUUUCAAUAUGGUGAUCGCAUAUUCAAGACCUGUGUACUUCUGUAUCUUCGCCAGUAUUGUUUUGAUGCUAGAUUCGCAACUGCAGAAGCCCGUAGAUUACAAAUGGGAAGAAUGGACGUGGUCCAGUCAACAAACCCUACUGCUAAGCAGAGACUUUUUGCUAAACUUCAUCCUAGCGUUCCCUAUCCUGUUUUCAUUCGGACUGUUCCCGCAAAUCAACACGUUUACAAUGUACCUUUUAGAGCAAAUUGACAUGCAUAUAUUCGGCGGGAACGCCAUGUCCAGCUUAUUGGCGUCAUGUUACUGUGUGUUCCGCUCUGUCCUGUGUGUCAUCAUACUGAACGGGUUGGCGUUUGGCAGUCUCAGCGAAUCUAAGGGCUCUCAACAUGUGCUGUUUUCCAUAUUCUGUGGUUGUUUGGUGGCGUGCAGUUAUCAUUUGAGUCGCAGUGCAAGUGAUCCCACGCAUGUCUGGAAUAUAUUCAAGAGGCACCUGUGGUUACUGGAUGUCUAUCGAGAAAGUGAGGAAGAGAGCGAGAGGCGAGCUUCUUCAGAAGCUUGUGUUAAGACGAAACCAAAAUCACAUGACCGACUGAAACCGCCCCCUAAAACUGUCCGCUUCCCCAAAGACAUCAAAAACAUCAACCCGGAAGAACACGAAGACCCGCUUCCCUACAAACUGCAACAAACCGUCAACGCCCGUCUCACCAACGACAUGAUCGUCUGCACUCUCAUCGUCAUCCUGGUGUCCGGCAUCCACGCCAGCACUGUGUUCACGGUGUUGCAACCCGAGCUGAGUCCGGUCCUGUGGUCGAUUUCAGCCAAUAUGGGCUUCGUACUGCAUUAUUUGAUACCGCAGCUGAGGAAACAGUUGCCGUGGUUGUGCAUCGCCAGGCCGAUACUGAGGAGUCACGAGCAUGACCAGUUUCAGAUUAGGGGGCGCGCCAGGAUCAUGUGGUUCGAAAAGGUGUACCUGUACCUUUGCUUUUUUGAAAGAAACAUACUCUAUCCCCUCCUUUUCCUCUCCAUCUUAACAGAAGAUUCUCCGAAGAUCGUAGAGAACUACGGAGCAUUGGGUGGUUCUUUCAUAGUAGUGAUAUGCGGUAUGAAAUGUCUAAGAAGCAGUUAUUCCGACCAGAAUUCCCAGUACUUGAUACUCAUCUUCACUGUGCUCUUUUUCAAAUAUGACUACAGCUAUAUUCACGACGCCUUUUUGAUUGAAUACUUCUUCAUGAGCAUCAUUUAUCAUAAGUUCUACGAACUGUUACUCAAGGUCCAAUUCGUCGUAACUUACAUCGCGCCAUGGCAGAUCACAUGGGGUUCCGCCUUUCACGCUUUCGCUCAACCGUUCUCCGUACCUCAUUCGGCCAUGUUAUUCCUUCAGGCCAUCAUAUCCGCCAUUUUGUCGACGCCCCUGAAUCCAUUUCUGGGCAGCGCCAUUUUCAUUACAUCUUACGUACGGCCAGUAAAAUUUUGGGAACGUGACUACAACACAAGGCGCGUGGACCACUCUAACACACCGCUCUCGUCGCAUUUGGAUAGGAACGUUGGUGCUGAUGAUAACAAUCUCAACUCGUUGUUCUAUGAACAUCUAACGCGGUCACUUCAACAUUCACUAUGUGGCGAUUUGAAACUCGGAAGAUGGGGUCCAGUCAACCAAGGCGAUUGUUUUGUAUUGGCGUCUGAUUAUCUGAACUGUCUGGUGCACGUAAUUGAGCUGGGUAACGAUUUAGUGACGUUUCAAAUGAGGGGGUUGGAGUUCAGAGGUACAUACUGCCAACAGAGGGAAGUGGAAGCUAUCACAGAAGGAGUGGAAGAAAAUGAUGGCUGUUGUUGCUGUGAUACAGGUCACCUGCCCAAUAUGCUGAGCAUAAAUGCAGCAUUUAGUCAACGAUGGCUCGCUUGGGAAGUGACUGCUUCCAAAUAUAUAUUGGAAGGAUAUAGUAUAUCUGACAAUAGUGCUGGGAAUAUGUUGCAUGUUUUUGAGUUCAGAAAAAUGUUAGUUUCGUAUUACGUUAAGAGUAUUAUAUUUUAUACGAUUCGUUCGCCAAAAUUGGAAGAGUGGCUUUCAAACCAUACGAUAUUGAAGGCUUUAUCUCCAGUAUCAUCUAGGAGCUUUGUGGAUCUAGAUCCCAUAUUCAAUUACAACAUAGAUGAGGAUUUCGAUACGACCAAUAGUGGUAUAACAAAAAAUAGUUUCAUGCAGAUUCAUGGAGAAUGGAUCAACUAUUGUGUAGAGAGAAGUGAGAAGAACAUCGACUGUGGGCCUAGUUCUACGUUGAUGCUGUUAUGUUUUGCUCUGAGUUUAUUAGGUAGGAGAGCGCUAGGAGCGGCUACGAACUCGCACUCUACAGUAGAAUUCUUCCUGUUCUGCCUGCACGCCCUGUUCAAAGGCGACUUUCGUAUCGCGUGCGCGCGCGACGAAUGGGUCUUCAACGACAUGGACCUGCUGCGCACUAUCGUCGCGCCGGGUGUGCGCAUGUCACUCAAACUGCACCAGGACCAUUUCAUGUCGCCAGAUGAAUACGAGGAGCCGGCUGCACUCUACGACGCCAUUUGUCGGCACGAGGAGGAACUGGUCAUAGCGCAUGAAGGCGACCCCGCCUGGCGGAUCGGCGUGCUCAGCGGGGUACCGAGUUUAUUGGCGUUGAGACACGUAUAUGAAGAAGGCUGUGAUGACUUCAAAAUAAUCAUGCUGAAUAAGCGCCACCUCAGCUUCCGUGUAAUAAAGGUGAACAAAGAGUGUGUUCGCGGUCUUUGGGCUGGUCAACAACAAGAAUUAGUGUACCUUAGAAACAGAAAUCCGGAAAGAGGUAGCAUACAAAACGCAAAACAGGCACUGAGAAACAUCAUAAACUCCUCUUGCGAUCAGCCUAUCGGAUAUCCGAUUUACGUGUCGCCAUUGACGACAAGUUACGCUGAGACGAAUGAACAGUACUGCUGGCUGCUGGGCGGGUCGUUGAGCAUAAAGAAGAUCAAGAAUUAUGUCUACGAUGCUUUUAGAAGGAUCCGUAAAAGAUGUGGUGAAGGGUGUUCAAGCGGGGCUGCUAACAGAGAGGAGAUAAGCAUGGGCCACGAAGGUGUGUACGCGAUGACGCCGAUCUCUCCUCUUGCCGCAAACGCGGGUAGCCAAUCAACAGAUGGAUCUCAUUUAGGUGGUAGCAUAGGCCGAGGUUCCAGUCUCAGUAGGACAUCUCUAGGUGGGAACCGUGGAAGUCUGGUAUCUGUGGGCAAACCAACAAGUUCCACGCUGGUAAGCUUGGCAGGCCUUUUUAAAGAAAAGGAUGAAAGGAAUGUGUCACAAACACUGGAUCCAGCGUCCAGGGCAGACGAUAAAUCGGAUAACAACGAUUCAAGUGAAAAGGAGUACGUCACGACAAGAGUUAGAAUAAUAGAUCCAAAUCUUGUAUAUGACGCAAUCAACUUAGGUAGGAGGAUAGAUGUUUCAUGGCCCACAGAAUAUAUGAGGAUACGAGGUGGUAGAUCACAUUGGAAAGAUUGGGUGCCUGAAGUUGGCAUGGAAGGACCUAUUGUCCAUAAAUGGGUCCCCUGCCACAAGGAUCCCAACCGAAGAUCCCACGUCGAUCGAACAAUUUUACUAGUCCAAAUAGAUGACAAAUUUGUUCCUAUUGCUGAGAGCGGAGUUCAGAAUUUAGGCCCAGAGGUAUAGCAUUUAAGGUUACACUCGAAAUUACUUACUAUACACUUAAAUCGUCUCCUUUAUUCUGUCGAAUGGCGACGAAAUGUGAUGUUUAAGACUUACUUUCCAUAUAUCUCAUAGCUAUUGUUAUUUAAUAUCAUUUAUGGACGGAUUAUAAUCGUAGAGUAUUUACGUUUUUCAAAAGUUGUGAAAAAGUGAGCAGAGCUUUUAUUAAAAAUACUAUGACAUAUUUUCAAAAUGACACCAUGUUCGUCGUCCCGCCGCAAAACCAAACUAUAUUUAUUUAAUCUUUUCAGUCAACUUUUGAUGCCAUUUUUUGAUAAUAAUUGAGAUGCUAUAAUACCAGGUAAUCAGGUACCAGAUCUCGUCUUUUAGACUACUUGCGGAUAGGUCCAUUUACCAAUGUUGGAGGGUCACACCUAUUUACAUAUGCAAUCUAUCUUGUAUGUGAACCGUUGAUAUAGAAUCUCUAAGGGAUAUGCCAACAUCUUUGGUCACCGGGUCAGGCCAGAUUUUCACCGUACAAAUCUGUCAAAGUGACAUGCGUUUAUGUUUUGCACAACCUAGCCGGGUUUGUUUCUUUUUUCUUAAUAACGUUCUGAAAGUGCCACUUUUCCUCACGCAUUUCACCUUGGAAAGUGCCACUUUCCCACGCUGCCUCGUUCUCAUCAACUUGCAUGGUGUACCUUAUCGUGGAGAAAUGAAUAUUUCGGAGUAUUUUUGAUAAAAGAAUUCUAUGUCGAUCAACAUAUCACUAGAUACAGAACUGACUGGAAAAUAAUCCUUAAUGUUCGCUUUCAAAUUGUAACAGCAUCAGCACCUAAAGCUUAUAUUUCGGAACAAAUUUAAAAACUUACUAGCUUUCAUAACAAUCAAGUGAAGCUGCAAGGUUGCCUUAAUAAUUAUGAUAGACUGAUUUUUGAAGUGUUUUUUAAUUAUUCCAUUCUGAGACGUAUAUCUUUAUGUUUGCUCAAAUUGCAACAUCAUUUUCACAUUUUUUCAGUAUUUUCUCAUAUAUUGAGCACAACUGGCACCGGUAAGAUUAUUUCUAUCUAAGAGGUAUGGCCUUAUAUCCUUCUAAUGUAAGCCAAACCAAACUUAUUUAUGCGGGUUCACUAGACUAGGUUUCACGUAUAUGGUCCCACUUGAGGGCUGAGCGCUGAUUAAGGGUUGGUCCACCCUUCGAUUUUAAAGAAACGAUCCUUGAGUGACCCUCAAAUGGAGUUUUAACAUUUCCAUUAGGCUAUAGCAAUUUUCAUUACAAGUUUUCACUCUUUUCAAAAUCUUAAAAAUUUCUACUUUUUGAGGUUUUUAAGAUUUUUAUAUUUUCCAAAUUUUGAAAAUUUCUGAUUUCCAUAAUUCAUGGAUAUUUCAAAACUGUAAAAAGUGAAUAUUUUGGAGAUUUUGGAAAAUGUGAAAACUCAUGAUGACAACUGUUAGUUUUUUGUGGAUGGAAAUGUAAAAAAAGAUCGGAACAUUUUUUAAGUAUGAAAAAUUAUACUGAAAAUUUUUAGUCUCAUUGAAAAAUUUCGAAAAAUGUUGAGUUAUUUGAUAAUUUUGUAAAUUCUGAAAAUUGAAAAUUUUAAGUACUGAAAGAUUCGAGAAUUAUGUUGGAGAUUUUGAAAAAUUCGAAGUUAUUGAAAAUUUUGAGAAUUUGUGAUGAUAACUGUUGCAACCUACUGUGGAAUGCAAAAUAUUAAACCCCACUUGAGGAUCACUAUGUGUCUUACUAUCCAUUUCAGCAGUUGAUCAGCCCUUAAUAAGUGGCACUCAUCCCUCACUGGUCGACUAUAAAUGUGGUCAUUACUGUUCAUUAUAAGACUUUUUUUCUGUAGUGCAUCUGAAUCAAAGUGUGAAGUUAUGGGUGGUAAAUGUCGUUUGUUUAAUCUAGGUAUUCUAGUCAAGUCUUCAAGUUUUCUUUCGACUCUAAAUUCAAAAAUUGUUGCAAGGCUAUUGAUAACAAAGAAGCACCCUAGAAGAAUCUUGGACCACUCAUUUAAUAUCGAUGUUAUGCGUUUGUAUUGAAAUGAUUAUAAAUAUUUUUAUGAUCAUUAAUGAACGUAUUCUACCUCACGAUAGCCAACUUAUUGCUAUAUACCCAUGUCCACAAACUAAUCCGUGAUAAAAUGAAAUAGAGAAUAAAACAUAUACACGUACUUUGAAAAAGUUAGUGUCUUUCAUAUAGAUAGCGCCAUCUAAAACACUAACCAUCAUAAAGUAUAUAUGGUAAAACCUCUAAAUUCUCCUAGAUGACGCUACGAUAUCUUAUCUUAAAUAAUUUUUUUAAAGCGUAAAUAUAGCAUUAGGUUUGCUAUUUUCGGGCAGAUCAUGCUAAUCAUUAAAAUGAUACAAUAAAAGGCCAUACUUCUUUCAUAAUGCGAUUUAAUACAGUAUUUGAAUUAUAUUCUCUGAAAGCUUGAACUUAACUCAUAAACCCUGCCGUAUUAAUAGAAAUCAAAGUUUUCUUGUUUCACUAAACCAAAGAUAUUUUUGCAAAUGUCCAUUGAUUAGAAAAUAUAUAUUAGCAAAAAAUUAUAGUAUUUGUCUACCUUGAUAGAGUAUGUAUGAGUAAUCUGUUGUUCUUUAUAUACCUGGUGUUUUGAUCGUUUUUUUAAAUUUCAUUUUAGACAAAUACUUAUUGUUAUUCGAUACUGUAAAUAAUUUAUAGAGGAAUUGUUAUUGCUGAAUGUAAAUACAUUAUUUUAGGUGAUGUACUAUAUGUAAAAUAUUUCUUUUUAUAUAAAUAUGGC